UUAUGCAGGCUUGUGUGAACGCGUCAUCUUUUGCAGAGGAGGGAGGCCACCUUCCUCACCCGACGCACCGGAGCGCACCACGUUCAUUGAGGUCGGGAUCCACCGCCCCUGCCUGUGCCAGGGCUGCUGCCGGGGGGAAAGCACCUAGGCCGGGGGCAAAGAAGGAAGCGUCUGUAAAAUGGUCGGUGUUUGUGGAUCAGGAGGCGGCUGCAGUUGCCAUCAUGUGAACGCGGACGAGGCGCGUAAAGCCGCCGGGGAUGAGGAUAAAACCAUGCACCUGGGCAGUGCUCCAUAGCCUCCCCUGCCCCUCGCCUCCCACCUGAUCACCUCUUCUCCUCCAUCUUCCUUCCCUCUCCUCCUCGCCAUGUCGACUACUGUGGAUACGCUGCUGGACCAGCCCUACCAGAAGCUGAGCCCCGAGCGGCUGGAUGGCUGUGAGGACGUUGCUGGCCGCUACAAGGUGGUCCCCUCUGUCGUCUGCUCAAUGUGCUGUCUGUUUGGCAUCAUUUACUGCUUCUUUGGAUAUCGCUGCUUCAAAGCAGUGAUGUUCCUGACGGGCCUGAUGUUCGGCUCUGUCGUCAUCUUCAUGCUCUGCUACAAGGAGCGCGUGCUGGACACCCAGCUGAGCGUGGAGGCCUCGGUGGGCAUCGGCCUGGGCAUUGGUACGCUCUGCGGCCUGGUCACCAUGCUGGUUCGCAGCGUGGGCCUCUUUAUGGUGGGCCUGCUGCUGGGCCUGCUGGUAGCCGUGGCGACCCUGGUUGGCAUGGAGGAGCUGUCCGACAGCCCACCGCGUUCCGUCUGGGUGCCCCUUGGCGUUCUGCUUGGCCUGGGCAUGCUGUUCGCCGUGCUCACCCUGCAAUGGCAGCGUCUCUUUACCACGCUGUCAACAGCGGUGUUCGGUGCAGCAGUGAUCACGGUGGCUUUGGACUACUUCGUGGAGCUCUUCGCCCUGGUGUUGUACAUGUACGAGCGGAUGAAAGCAGCACCUGGCAAACCUGUUUGUUGGCUGACGUGGGUGGUGCUUGGGGUGUGGCCUGCCCUCACCCUGCUGGGGGUCAUGGUCCAGUGGAAGGUGACCGCUGAGGGAUACUCCCAUACCAAGGUGAUCAUCAGCCGGCAGCAGAGGAGGAUGCAAGUGAUGCGAAUUCGUCAGCGUGACGACCGCUACCGCAGCAAGAAGAAGAAGAAGCAGCAGCAGCAUGGCGCCUCCUCCCACAAUCAAAACCAGGCCAAGCAACUCCACUCUGAGCCCGCCUACCGUCGCAAACCAAACCCCAUCCGCCGCUAUGACACGGACGUUCUCUCGCCAAGCUACAUCCAGAGUUUCCGAGACCGGCAGGUGCAGGCACAGCCCUUCCCAGGACGGCUGGUUGUUGGACCCCAUGCCGUGGUGGAUGUGGGCUAUGACUGCAGCUCCACGACACCCCUCAGUGGAGCAGCGGGACCUUCGCUAAGGGUCUGACCACUUCUCCAACUCACAGAGGCCUGAACACACCACAAACCAGGGAGAUGUAUGACUCUAAAAUCACCACCCACCUGGGGGUAAUCACAAACCACCACUAGGUUUAAAUGCAAAUAUUCUGGGCUAAAUACAAUCUGGGUUUAGCCUCACUCUUAAACAGAUGAAGAUAUGUUUAGGGCUGGAUUUACCCCCAAACGUGAACAUAUUUCUCUCUUUAUUAAUUAGAUUUUAGGUUAUAAAGCUCCGCUCUCCUUGUGGACACCUGCUGGAGCCGUCAGUGUUGGUGCAGAGGUUUAUCCGACCUCUUAUCGCUGUCUCUCAGUAGAUUCAAAUGCACAAAUGCAUGCAUGCACUUACACACAAAUACACACCCCAGACCCCGACCUGUCCGUCACCAUCUUAAGUCAAACCAGAUCAGGGAUUGGAGUUUGAGUGCAAACCCGUCUCAGGUGCAAACAACGGGCAUCGUACAAAAGAUUCAAACAUAACUUUGCCCUCAUUCAGCGUGCUGUUUCUUACUGCUGUCGUCAUUUUUCAGCUGAUGCUGCAGAAGCAACAUGUUCCUCAUUCCUUAGGCAUCUUAAACGCCCAAUGAAGAUUAUCUAUAAAGGGAAGUAAGGGCCCUUGAUUUCUGUGCCAUUUGGACUUAAAGAAAAUGCUCUUUCAAAUGGGAUGAGACGUCUUCACUGUCGUUUUUAAAGGAGGGAAACUCUUCAUUCCCAUUGGUGCUGGACGAUACACUAUACUUCAAGCGUCAAACUUCUCUCCGGAGGCUGGGGAAUCUGUUUAAACGGGUGCCUUGCCCCUCCUUGGACUGUACCAAUCAGUAGGAGGGGGGUUACUGGCAGAUUUUCCAUCGGUGGUUUGUUUUUGCAUUAAAUUUGAUCACAGAAUGAUUUUUUAAGAGGGGGGGGGGUACUAGCCAUGGAGUUACAAAAGGCAGGGUAGACAGUAAUGAGGGGGAGUUGUUGCUUGCCGUCUUCACAGAUGCCUGGACAUACGAGGAGGAUCUGCUUCCAGCUGACAGACAAAAAGCCAUAUUUACACUGACACCUCGUGAGAUUUACACAGAUGGAAAAAGAUUAUGAAGAUUUUCAAGUGCAGAAAAACAUGUUUCUGUGAUUAGUUUACAUUUUGAAUUUUAUCACUGCAGUGCCAACUUUUGGCUCUCCAAGAGAUUAGUAGUAUUUUUAAUCCCAUAAGAAUAGAUGGAAGAUAUGUUUCAGUCUUUCCAUCAUCAUCUGUUGUCGUUCAAACGUAGGU
Paralichthys olivaceus (Japanese flounder) is the source of this 2725-nucleotide messenger RNA. NCBI's taxonomy places the organism in Eukaryota, Metazoa, Chordata, Actinopteri, Pleuronectiformes, Paralichthyidae. The record is from RefSeq and is a predicted model, not a curated record.